Molecule: messenger RNA, 1169 nt
Organism: Jaminaea rosea
Lineage: Eukaryota; Fungi; Basidiomycota; Exobasidiomycetes; Microstromatales
Exons: 1
Coding region: 153-977 (274 amino acids)
Source: RefSeq, a predicted model, not a curated record
GUGUGUUUUGCGGAAUCAUGGACAGCUUCGUCGAGGAAGCAGGCGUGGCUGGACUUGGGGGAGGAGUAUGGGUUGGGAAAUGCGCUGAAAGACAGCGUGAUCGGGUGCAAUGGUGAGUACAAGACUGUGCGCAAUUCGUGGGGAAAGGUCGGAUGAAAGAGAAACGGAAGCUCAGUGGAGGCGGGCUACACGCCGUCGCGCGCAUAGAGAGACCACUCAGACCAGAGAAGCGAGCGCAGACUGACGCCCGAUGUCCAUCGCGCUCGUCAGCUACGCCUUGCCUGGAAGCGCCGGAGAAGCCGCACGAGGGCCAGACCAUCCUCAAACCGGAGUACCAUGCCGCUUGGUGCCACAUGCGCAGGAACCAGCGAGCCCUGGGCGUAGCGCAGGCAUGUGGACGCAGCAACGAGGCAAGGAUGCUGGAGGGGGUCAUCGUCGACGCGAAGGAGCAAUGGCUAGCCAUCUUGCUGCAACUCUUCGGCAGCGGCAGGCUCCUCUACCUGCUCAUGCUUGCCUCGUCGGGUCAAGCCAAGAUGUGGUUGGGCAUGCACCCGCCAAUAGCGCUGACGCAGGGGCUUGGUAUGGUGGUGUGGGUGCUCAGCGUCGAAGACGACGGGAAAGGGAUCGCGUCGACCGAGUCGAGCGUGCGCGGGAUGUCGAUGGCAAUUCGACACCGCUUCGGAGGCAUCAGGAUCGUCGCAACUGCAGGAGGCGAAGCAAUGACUUGGACCUUCGACGGCAACCCUGACGGCUCAUUGACCGGUGCUCCUCGACGGAUGAUGGAGCUCGCACUUUCGACGAGGCCGAAGGAGGAGCAAGAUGCUCGCGACGAGGCGUAUAAAGAUUGCCUUGCUGCAGAGGCAUUGGAGACCCUUAAGCCCGGAGUCGAUCCCGAAAAGAAGUCAUGGGCAAGAUUCGCAUCACCGGCAAAGAGGUCCUGCCGUUCGGGUCGCAGAAGUAAUCCAGGCUCCCCUUGACAUGAUCUCAGAGCAGCAGUGGUCCGCCAACCUGAUCACUACAUCCCCACGUCCCCUCCGGCUGCGAGCGAAUUGAGUCCUUCCUUUUAGUGGAGCCGGAAGUGAGAGCAACGAGGAGGCGGCAAAGGUGAUGGCGAUGCUCGGAAGGUGAAGGGCAAGAAUGGCUGGCUGGAGUGGGGGCGAUACUACGCG